This is a messenger RNA of Penicillium griseofulvum, 2307 nucleotides long. RefSeq names its product ubiquitin C-terminal hydrolase family protein. The record is from RefSeq and is a predicted model, not a curated record. Gene Ontology annotation, molecular function: cysteine-type deubiquitinase activity; cysteine-type endopeptidase activity. The coding region runs from base 1 to 2307 and encodes 768 amino acids. NCBI's taxonomy places the organism in Eukaryota, Fungi, Ascomycota, Eurotiomycetes, Eurotiales, Aspergillaceae. Gene Ontology annotation, biological process: protein deubiquitination. Gene Ontology annotation, cellular component: cytosol; nucleus. The transcript is spliced from 5 exons.
AUGAGUGGCAUCCAUCGGUUUCUGACGCGUCGCGACCGACACAGCAAGUUAAACAAGCAGAGCAAAGAGGAGGCAUCGCAUAUCCUUUCGCGUCCUCUAUUCCAUGGCUUCUUUAAGUCAGAGACAACACUGCAAGAAAAUCACGGUCAUGAGAACAAAGUCAAAGCUCUCGCCCAGCGACUUAAACAACUUGGAAUUAUCGCGAUCGAGGAAGAUCAUAUGAUUUAUGCUUUACAAACUACGGAAGGUGACAUAGAGAAGGCAUUCAGCCUGCUGCUUCUGCUAGAAGACUCUAUUGAAGGAGUCAUCAGAAAUUACACACCCAACACGAAGCUCCUAGGUGCAGAGAACCGUCAAGGUGUCACUUGCUAUUUGGACGCGUUGUUAUUCGCCAUGUUUGCCCGUCUCGAUUGUUUUGAGGCUAUCCUUUACAAAUCGUUCAAUGAUGAGCCUCGUCGGAAGCUUGCAAUCCUUCUGAGGCUGUGGGUGAACCUGCUGCGAUCAGGCAAGCUCAUAAAGACAGAUAUGACCAAAUACCUACAGGAAGCCCUAGCAGAAUGUGGUUGGGAAGAUGCUGCCAAACUUCAGCAACAGGAUGCUUCAGAGGCAUUCACUUUCAUCACCGAAAAAUUAGAACUGCCACUUCUGACUUUGAAGAUGGACAUUUACCAUACUGGAAAAGAGGAUGAAAGUGAUGACCAUAAGUUCAUCAAUGAGAGGCUUCUCGAGGUUGCCAUACCUCCUGAACCAACCGAUGGACAGUCACUCACUCUAGAAGACUGUCUAGAAGCCUAUUUCAACAACAUGAUUGAGGUCAAACGGCACAUGGCACGACGAAACACCACUAGCUCGAUUAGAUCAAUGGAUUCACACUCCAUAUCAAAGGGGUCUACCUCACACGUUGAAACGGUGGAGAUUGAGACGACACCUACUAUGUCUCCCGCUCAAGCGAAUACGCCGCGGGUUGAAAAACCAAACCCCUGGUCAUCGUUCAGUGAGUUCACCGAAUCUCUCGAGGCGGCUCGGACACCUGGUCGGCGAGGUAGUAUCGUUCGUGAGCGGUUCUUUCCAGAUACAAGUGACGAUACAAACAACGGAGAUUCGAAACCGGAGAAAGGUACCAGUGGAGAUACCCAGCCGCGAAGGGGUUCAUACAAGAAAGAGGUAAUGAUGCCUGCGUGGCAAUUUUUCAGCUUGAUACCAUGGUAUACCGAAAAUACCCCAACUAACGACGCGCAAGUUGCAGCCCACUUUUCUUCAAAACGGCCCAUUCUUGGGAUGUGUCUGAAACGAUAUUCCUUUUCGCCAGACGGCAGGGCAGUCAGACUCAAUACACACGUUGAUAUACCAACCGAGAUCGGCCUCCCUCAUUUCAUCCAGGAUGAUAACUUGGAUGCGAAUGCCCCUAUCUAUGGGAGCUUCAAACUCUCUUUGCAGGCUCUGGUCUGCCACAGGGGCAACUCCGUUGACUCGGGACAUUAUAUUUCCAUCGUUCGAGGCACUAAUUGCCCCAAUGGUGGCACUCCUUUCACGACUGACCCGGAAGCCCCGGAGACAUCAAAACACUGGAUGCGGUUCGAUGAUCUGGCAGCCGAACGAGUGACACUGGUUGACAUUGAGCAAGCAUUGAAAACUGAAUCUCCAUACCUUUUAUUCUACCAAAUUCUUCCGAUCGGCGAAGAUCCGUCUGCGCCCAACAUUCCGAAUGCACCGUCCUCGCGGGCUUCCGACGGCAGCACCAUAGCUGACCACGCAGACUUCAGCUUCGAGGACUUUGCCCCUGACCGACCAAGUGUCGAGGUCACGAAGCCAUGCGAGACUGAUGCGCCAACAUUAGCCAGUAUUGCAAGGCGAUCCAGCAUAGCAUUCUCAGAAACCAGUAAUCCAGCUGGUCUUCAGCCGCGGUCUGUUCCGUCAUCAUCGCCUAGGCUGGCAUCGAUGGAAGAAGUGAGUACUAAGGGGGCGUUCUCACGCCGUGGGUCUCGAUCGGCCAGGAGUACUCCCGGAAGUCGUGCUGGCAGCCAAACCGGUGAAAACCGCAUCAGUGCCACUUUUUCACGCUUUGCUGAACGGCUUAGUCGGGACAGAAUUAGCAGUGACGGUUUUGUUGAGGUAAAAGAAGGAGAUGCUUUGGAGAUUGAUGAUACUGUUGACGAAAUGAAACUUGGGCCAGCUGCCCUCAAUGUUGAGAACAAGGAGAAGCGUGGAAGAGGCCAAACGAAGGAUCAUGAGAGGCACAAAGGGAAGGCAAAGGAGAAAUCCAAGGAGAAGGGCAGCAAAUUGGAUCGGGAAUGUAUUGUGAUGUGA